AGGCAUAUUUUGACCUCGUCUGCCAGCACAGACCCGGAAAUCCUCGCCAGCCUCGACCUGACACUGCGGAAAAUCAUCCCUGUGCUCGGUGACACGACGCGCUGCUUCUCGUCGUCGUCGUCGUCGUCAUCGUCACUCGGCGAAUCCUCCCGACAGCAAUUCCGACUUCCGCUUUCGGCCAUCACUCGACAUCCGGGCUACAGCAGGGCCUCGUCUUCGUUAUACACUCAAAACGCCAGCGACGUUUUGGUCAGCAACUUGGCCAUCAUCACGCUGGACCGAAACGUCGUGCGGACUUUUGCCGUGCGUCCGGUUCCAGUGGAGACCGGAAGGAAAAGCGUCGCUUCCGGCAGGACCGUGAAAAUCGUUUACAUGAAAUACUUUGUUGGCAAGAAUGGACCAGACUUGGUGUUGAACGAAGGUCGGUUGUUCGUCCGUGGCUGUCGAAGCGAGAAGCUCUUUUUCCUCGAUCCUCCAGAGGACGCCUCCUUCGCGUCCUGCUUCACGUGGAGCUCGAAAACACCGUGCUGCAAUCUUAAUGAACGCGGGUCACCAGUCGUCGUGGGAGACAAUAAGGACAAUGUUGCGCUGGUCGGAUUGCAUCAAAUGAGCGACUGCGUGGAUCACCAAAAUGCCGUCACGGUCUUCACCAGCUCUUUCGUGCCAAAAAUGCACGCGGAUUUCGUGUGCAGAUUUGCUGAAACUUGUUUACUGGAUGGACGAGUGAUUUAAUCGCCAAAAGGCGUGAUUUCCAAAUGCCAAAGGGAUUUUCUUUCCGGGAAUUGAAAGUCGAAGUACGACUCAUGCGAUAUUUCGUGUUGGAAUACUGAGCUGGAGAGAUCAAAUAGACGUGAUUAAAAAUAUCAUAGAAUUAUGUUCUAUUAAUAAAUAAGUCACAGAAUUUAUUGUUUUAUACAGUAUAUGGAAUUAAUGACGAGGAUGCAAUUUACGGCUCAAAUUGUUUACGAUUAAAUUUCCAGAAUAGUUAACCUCUCAGAGGAAAAAUUUCAAACAUAACGAAAACAUUCUGAUUUGUAUGAAAUUGAGUCGACUCAAUGGCUGAGAAAUAAAUUCCUUCCAAUCAAAAAGUAUUGUGAAUAAUUUUUAAAUGAAAUGUCAGACAAUUUUUUCGAAUUAAAGCUCCCUUUUCUCAUUCAUUCAGCAGAAAAUGAGUUUCCGUAUUCAUUACCAACGAAGAUUUUUCGACUGCAAAUUUUUUUGUUGGCAUUCAGUGUCAAAUUGUAUGAUUUUUUUCAUAAUGGCUCAUUAUUGAAAAUCUGAACCGAAAAAAUACUUACCUCAUCGAACACAUCCCAUCAUGAACAUUUUUCUUUGGUUUUAAUUUCAUUUUUCAGCUGAAGAAAAAAUUCCCCCAUGAAAACACCUGCUGUCUUGUUGUCGACGCGAAUAUAAUGCGAUUGUAUAGAGAGAAAAGUUCGAGCUUUCGUUCGACCAUGGUGAAAAGAAAAAAAUACUGUAUAUAUAAAAAGUUCAACAGCCUUACCACGAAUUUCCCCUCGAUUUCACUUGAUUUUUUUUUCAGCCUUGAUGUUCUUCACUUGCCGACAGCAACACAGUUUUUCAUUCUCGUCGACAAAUGUCAAAGCAGUCAGUGUCGAGUGUCGAACAUAAGCGCAGGUCUCCAC
Messenger RNA from Notodromas monacha, 1646 nucleotides. The record is from the annotation of a GenBank genome assembly. Lineage: Eukaryota; Metazoa; Arthropoda; Ostracoda; Podocopida; Cyprididae.